Messenger RNA from Amphimedon queenslandica, 2016 nucleotides. RefSeq lists its product as uncharacterized. The record is from RefSeq and is a predicted model, not a curated record. NCBI's taxonomy places the organism in Eukaryota, Metazoa, Porifera, Demospongiae, Haplosclerida, Niphatidae. The transcript is spliced from 5 exons. Bases 271 to 1791 code for a protein of 506 amino acids.
CAUGUAGUUUGUGUACGGGAAAUUGAUGGUCGUAUCGCUAGUGCAGCUGUUGACGAAAGAGGAAAGGAGGAAAAUUUUAAGAACACGAAGAUUUCGUUGGAUGACGUAGAUAAGAUCUUAACGAAAGAUGAUAAAGGAAUCGACAUUCCAUUUUAUUACUACUUCUUUGAUAUCGUACUUCACGUUGCAGCAAAAGAGGGAUGUGGUGUCUUGCGAUUAUCCACCUGUGAACGUCUUGGGGAAGAUUUAAAACUGGAAGAAAAGGAAGUGAUGGAAUCUCUUAAUUUCUUGCACCAUAUCAACAGUAUCAUUUAUUAUCAUGAUUCUAAAGCCUGCAGUGACCUGGUGUUUGUUAACAUAGGCAGUCUCAUCGGUAUUCUCAAGGAGUUGAUCGGGCGUGUUCAUAUUCUUCACUCCAAAGCAAGAAAAUACGUUGGAGAUGAUGACGUUAUAAAGGGGAUCCUUUCAGUGGCCAAGUUUAAAGAGAUUUGUAAAAAACAACUUGACCCCAUCACAAAAGAGCUAAAGGUUAAAGAUAUUGCAACGAAAUUGCUGAAUCUUUUCCUGGAGCUCUCAAUAGCUACACCAAUAGAUGAUAAAUAUUUCAUACCAGCUCUCCUUCCAGUAAGAGAUGUUACAGAUAUCAAUCCUUAUGGUGAUCGUGAGUCAUUGCUGUUUUACUUCAAGAAGGCUACCCCAAUGGGCCUUUUCUGCUCUGUUGUUACUCGUCUUCUUUCCAGCUCUUGCUACGAAAUCGUUUCGAUAGAAAGUAAUUUUUCUAACUGCAUCGAAUUGAAAUAUUGUACAGAAGGGAUUGCGACAUUCUACAUUACUCUAGUUGAACGGAUCGAUUGCAUUGAAGUCCAUUGUGAGGAGCAGAGAGGGGAAGGGAUAGUCAAGCAAGAUGUCAAAAUGGCAAUUGAUUCUGCAGCUGAAAAGCACAAUCUCAGUGCAAGUCAUGAGAUCCGGUUUUAUUGUUCGUGUAGGCGUGGUACUACUGGAGGUGGUGUUGGAGGAGGUGUGGCUGAAGGGAGGAAGCAUACAGUUAAAGUUGAGACUGUCAAUGAAGAGCAUAUCUUCCGAUGCAGUGAGAACCCACGUAUUAGAUGUCAAUUGAAGAAAAAAUUAUGGAGCUCCUGGCUUGACGGUACUCCAGAAGGCUGUCCUUCUCCACAGGAAGCUAAAGAUCCAAAGGAGAUACUACAGAAGUAUUCAGCUAAGCUGUCCAAAGCAAUAUCAGCUAAUGUUGGUAAUAUAGCUAAUGCAUUGUUUGCCGAAGAUCUAAUAACACAAGGGACUAAAGAAUAUGUGACAACAGUUGGUGUAGCUAAUGCUGAUAAAGCUGAUAGAGUAAUGACUGAUGUCAUGGGUCAAUUAGAAGCUUCUCUUGAUGAAAGACAGUAUUUAGUUAAAGUGUGUCAUGUAUUGACUCAACAAGGUGCAGCAAUGAAAAAGAUAGGAAAUGUAAUGCUUAAAGAACUAGGAGAAGACACUGCUGCUGUCCAUCCUCCUCCUCCUCAAAGGAUGCCAGAGCUCAACAGUGGAGCAUUCUUAAAGAUAUUUGGUUCUUCUGCUGACCAAUACAUCCUAAUAGGGGCUGGAUUGAACGUAGAUGUGGCUGAUCUGUUGCAAAUGUCAGGCCCAGCAAUGAAUAAUCUCAUUAUGGUGUUUCAGAAGUGGUCUAAAGCCAAUAAAAACUUCACUUGGGACGCAUUGAUAAAACUUUGUGAUGACUUUCCUGAUCAACUGGGCAAAGCAAAAGCUAUCUUAAAAGAAGAGCUUGGUAUCUAAUCUUAAAAGAAUGAUAGCAGCUGCUCAUGGUUUAGUUAUUAUUAUGAUGCUUUUUAUUGUUUUUUAAUUUCUUUGUUCAAGCAAGAGUCCAUUAUAUUUAGUAUACCUUGAUUAUAGUCAGUAGCAGCUGCUUAUUUUUUAAUUUUUAACAGUUAUUAUAAUGCUGCUUUUCCAGUUCCUUUGUACAUGUCAGUAUCUUUUUAAAACAUAAUCCGGGCCCACACA